Prionailurus viverrinus (fishing cat) is the source of this 1303-nucleotide messenger RNA. It is a transcript of the gene FAM50A, whose product is annotated as family with sequence similarity 50 member A. Gene Ontology annotation, cellular component: nucleus. The record is from RefSeq and is a predicted model, not a curated record. The transcript is spliced from 13 exons. Gene Ontology annotation, biological process: chromatin organization. The coding region runs from base 114 to 1133 and encodes 339 amino acids. Lineage: Eukaryota; Metazoa; Chordata; Mammalia; Carnivora; Felidae.
UGACUGCACGGCCGCCGCCGUCCCGGCAGCCUCUGAGACUCCAGCAGGCCGCUGUCGUCGUCGUCGCCGCCGCCGCCGCCGCCGCCGCCGCCGCCGCCGCCGCCGCCGCCGCCAUGGCUCAGUACAAGGGCGCCGCGAGCGAGGCGGGCCGCGCCAUGCACCUGAUGAAGAAGCGGGAGAAGCAGCGCGAGCAGAUGGAGCAGAUGAAGCAACGGAUCGCCGAGGAGAACAUAAUGAAAUCUAACAUCGACAAGAAGUUCUCUGCGCACUACGACGCCGUGGAGGCGGAGCUCAAGUCUAGCACCGUCGGUCUCGUGACCCUGAAUGACAUGAAGGCCAAGCAAGAGGCGCUGGUGAAGGAGAGGGAGAAGCAGCUGGCCAAGAAAGAGCAGUCGAAGGAGCUGCAAUUGAAGCUGGAGAAGCUACGAGAGAAGGAGCGCAAGAAGGAGGCCAAGCGGAAGAUCUCCAGCCUGUCCUUCACUCUGGAGGAAGAGGAGGAGGCAGGCGACGAGGAUGAGGAGGUGGCUGUGUAUGAGGAGGAGCUGGAGAGGGAAGAGAUCACUGCAAAGAAGAGGAAAUUGGGGAAGAACCCAGAUGUGGACACGAGCUUCCUGCCCGACCGAGACCGUGAGGAAGAGGAGAACCGGCUCCGGGAAGAGCUGCGGCAGGAGUGGGAGGCCAAGCAGGAGAAGAUCAAGAGUGAGGAGAUCGAAAUCACCUUCAGUUACUGGGAUGGCUCCGGGCACCGGCGGACGGUCAAGAUGAAAAAGGGCAACACUAUGCAGCAAUUCCUGCAGAAGGCCCUUGAAAUCCUGCGCAAAGACUUCAGCGAGCUCAGGUCAGCGGGGGUGGAGCAGCUCAUGUACAUCAAGGAGGACCUGAUCAUCCCCCAUCACCACAGCUUCUAUGACUUCAUUGUCACCAAGGCCCGAGGGAAGAGUGGGCCGCUCUUUAAUUUCGACGUUCACGAUGACGUGCGGCUGCUCAGUGACGCGACCGUGGAGAAGGAUGAGUCACACGCGGGCAAGGUGGUGCUGCGGAGCUGGUACGAAAAGAACAAGCACAUCUUCCCUGCCAGCCGCUGGGAGCCCUACGACCCCGAGAAAAAGUGGGACAAGUACACGAUCCGGUGAAUGUCGCCGCGCCUCCGGCCCCCUCUGCCCCCUUCCCGGGGCCUCCGGACUCCGGGCGCUGCCCCCCACUGUCCCGGUCCUGACGUGAAGGGCCGGCUGGCCCCUGCCCCUGCCGUCAUCAUUUACUGCCUUUGUCUUUUACAGUAAAUAAACACGUGUCCGAGUCGGAA